Messenger RNA from Stylophora pistillata, 4531 nucleotides. RefSeq lists its product as uncharacterized. Gene Ontology annotation, cellular component: membrane. NCBI's taxonomy places the organism in Eukaryota, Metazoa, Cnidaria, Anthozoa, Scleractinia, Pocilloporidae. Gene Ontology annotation, molecular function: netrin receptor activity. Gene Ontology annotation, biological process: netrin-activated signaling pathway. The record is from RefSeq and is a predicted model, not a curated record.
AGACAGCAAAGAUACCACGGCAUCAAAAAUCGUAACCGGAAAAGGAGCAACUCUGAGUGUAAAAGGCGUUAACAUGAUCUGCCCUCCUGGAGCCGUGGAAGAUACUGUCAGCAUCCGACUUACAUUGGAAGAACCUUACAGAUACUGUUACCUGACAGGUCGAUGUGGUCUCCUCAACGAUGUGUCCUUUGUUGCUCCCAUUGUCAACUGUCAACCAAACGGCCAGAAAUUCGAAAAAUAUGUCACUCUGGAGGUUAAAUUAAACGGCAAAAGAGUGAAGUCAGACAGUGAUCUCCUCGUUUUACAUGGAACUCGGACCGGUCAAAGCCAAAUAAUAAAUUGGGAGGACAUCACUAAUGAGUCCAAAUUUGAUUUGCAAACGAAAAAACUAGAAGUUAGAAUAAAUCAAUUUUCAUUAAUUGCUGUUCUAGCGAGGUUGACAUUGGUACGCACCAAAGAAAUUGUAACCCGGCUGAACCUCAUGCCCUUCAAAUACAACUUGUCAGUCCUCUUCAAACUUAAUCAGCAGCAAAGCCCCUUUGACGAACUUGCCCUUGUGUUCAUGAGCCAAGACACCUACCAGGAGGAAUACUACAGAGAUCAUGAAGACUCUGCCAUAAUGCGGCUUAAAAAAGAUGGAUUUGAAGAACUCCCUAUUGACUCUAAAAAUGCACAGGAAAGUAUCUGUAUCUACAACAAGGAAAUCAUAACGAUCUCAGUUCAACUCGGGGAGGAUUACAAACCGGCAAACAACCAGCAAGAAUGUUUUGAAGUGGUUGUGGACUCUUGUGCUUGGUGGAAUACUGGACAUGUGAUCAAAUUACCUUUACAAGUUUGUAACACAAAUUCAAAAAUUGUUUGUGGAAAGAUCCUUGUGAAAGGCGAGUUUGGACUCGUUCGCGAGAGCAAGUUUUGCGAACAAGAUCUGUGUGGCUACGUGAGACACGUUCUUGGUGUGAAGAGAGCAAUUUUUGACGUUAAAGCCGUGGCUCAAAAGCUCGAAUUACCCGCAGAAACUCAGCGUCAAGUUCUUACAUGUUGGCGAAGCGAGAAAAAACAACUGGAACUUCUAUUACUACAGUGGAUGGAAAAGCAUGGGGAUGCAGCAAGUCCGAAUGAUCUGAAAAAUGCCCUUGAGGAGUUAGAACCUGAAGAAUACAAGGUGAAAGAAAGAGGACAAAUGCAUAUCGAUCACUUAAGAGAGCUGGCAGGCAAAAUUGCAGGUCUACAACACCAGGACUCUGACGUAAUGAAAUAUUUUCAUUGCGAAGUUGAGAAGCUUUGCUGCGCAGUUUUAAGAGACUGCUGUAUUGAAAACGCAACCUCUGAAGAAGAGGUGGAAUCAGCAAUUCAAACGGAGAAUUUUGCCUCUGUUCUUGUGAUGAAAAAGCGACUCAGCGAGAGCUUUGGAAAAAAGUGCAAGCGCAUGUUCUCCUCUCAAGAGGAUGAAUUCGUUACAAGCUGUUUCCUAUGCAUCGUUUCUGAGCUCAUCCAAGCCAUUAAAGAAAUCUUCCGAGAGGAGAAAAUCAUUCAACGAACGCCAAGUGGAUUACGAGGAGUGACGGAGGAGGCAACGCUCCAAAAAAUUACUUCAGGCAUUCGAGAUGCUGCCCAUGAUAAGAGUAUUUUCAAACUUUUUACUGAGGUGUGCCACAUUCUCGAGAUUCUAUGUCGAAACAAUAACGAUGACCGACAAAGGGAAUCCCUGAUACAAAGCUGGGGCAGCGGCGCCUAUAUGGCUGGAAUGUUGUAUUUUCUAGAAAGGUUCUUUCAAUGCACUGAAGCACGUAGAUUGUACAAAAGAUUGGAAUAUUUUUCCUUACUCACUAGAGAUAUUAUGUCAAAUACUACAGCUUAUGAGGGAAGCUUCUUGCGGGAUUUCCACAAUGUCGCAGUAAGUUUGUUGAAAUUCGCCAAGUUUGAUCCAUCACACCUUGUGCAAUUUGAACUGAAGGACCCAACUAACUCAAUCAACAACCAAACAAAAGAUGACAUAAAGUACGAUAUGUCGAAAGAAAUUUUUUCUCAGCUCUUUUGGAUGAUCAAGAAGCGUGAGGAAAACUUGCAACUUGAAGCUACUGCACAUGUUCACAUUGGUGGACAACUUCUCACACUUGGAGCAUUUGAAGCAAUGGUCAUCCUUCCUGAGUCAUACAGUGAGGUUUUUGAAAAUGCUCCCAUUGCUUAUUUUCCAGUAUCAUUCAAAAGUGAAACUGACGGAGAAUCAUCGAACCUUCGAGUUACUCUGUAUUCUACGCAGAAAGACAACAUCGGCAAUGCUCUGGAAUAUUUGCAGAAUGCGUUAGAUGGACAACUGGGCCUCCUAAAUCAAACAGAAAUUAAGGAAACCAGCCUGAAACUUUUGAACGUCGCCAAAGCAGGGACAGACGUUAGACUACGCUUGACCCACAGAUGGGGAUCAGGGACCAUAGGCGUUGAAAGCAAUACUUUUGUGCCUUUGGAAUAUUCAUCUCCAGAAACUGAGAGUGAUUUGGAAAUUACAGAUGAGCCCGAUCAACAAGCGGUUGGGGAAUCAUCACUUUUACCAGUUGCUGGAACAAGCGAAUACAUUGCGGAUAACCACAACAGAGGCAACAAUUUCAUGACUACUGGCUUGUCAAGUGCUGAACUGAUUCCUUCCUCGACGUCGACAACAAGGCCAACUGUAAUAAACGUUAAUAACUAUAUUAAUCACACUGUCAACAUGGAGGGUCACGUUUGUGUGGCUGGAGAGAAUCCAAAUCUAAACGUUCAAUCGCCUUCAUCUGCAGCACAGCGUUUUCUAGAGGCUGGACCUGGUGCUGCUACAAACAGAAGUAUAACUGCAGGAGCUAUUGAAGAGAUUGAGUGAAUCGAUAACUUUGAAAUGAGAUCUCAUGAUCAUUUGCCGAGUUCUGAUCGGGAGUUGUUCUUUUUGUCCAAAACUAUAUAAAUUAAAGCCUUUAGUUCACAACCGAGAAAAUAGCGACCAUUUGAAUUUUCUCGCCUUAGAAAAGUAAAUGAAGGAUUAAAGAUGACUUUAUAUUUAAUCGACGAUGUAAAGAAGUUCAAAUCUAAAUUGAAGACCUUUCUUUUUAAGCAAGUUUAUGAGGUAUUGUAGGUUCUCCAUUUUGUAUUUUGUUAUUAUGUAUAUAUAUAUAUAUAUAUAUAUGUAUAUGAUUUUAGUUCUUCUUGAGGCAUUGUAAAGCGCUUAGUACUGAAAAGAAUAGGCGCUAUAUAAAUAUUUAUUAUUAUAUUUAUUAUUAUUAUUAUUACUAUAUUUAUAGCUAGUACAUACCAUAACGUAUAUAUCUAUCUCUCUCUAUAUAUAUAUCAGCUUUUAAUUUCCUCUAAAAUGGUUAUGGACAAUGCAUGUCUAUUGCUCAUCAAAGAAACAAUGAUCUCUUUUGUUAUAUGGCGUUCGAAGCUGAAACAAAGACUUUGGAAAUUUUGACACCACUUCCUUUUAGAGAAUUGUCCCUGUAAUUUAUUCGGUUAAUAUCUUGGUUAAUGGAAAAAGAAAAAGUGAAUAUAUUUUACAUAUAUUUUCAAAUUGCAACGUUUUUUAAACGGUCAGACAUGUGUAUUUACAAUUGACUAGGCUGAUUCUUCCAUCGCGAGACAGACGAUUAAAAGUUAAUUUGCUUGUAACACCACGAUGAACAACAAUAUAUUUUCUAUAAUAGCUAGUACAUGUAUAAAGUGUGAAUCAUUAGAUAUCUUGAAGUUAGUAUUGCAUAGUAAUUUAGCACUUGAUUUAGUUAAGCAAAAGGGUUGGACAUUUAACAUGUAAGAUUAUCUUUGAUGGGAUUGUUAUGUUUUUAAUUCGAGAACAAGUUCGACCCCGAAGUUCUGGCAAGGUUAUCAUUGCAAGAACUCUUUGCCCUGAGCAGACAUGGCUGUCAUAUUUGUUGUACCUGGGAACUGAUUUACGCCGGACUUCUGAGAGCCUUAUUUUCGAUUUGUAGCAAUAGCUUUGACAGGUGAUUUAUUAUUGUGGCUGCAAUGUAUCCCUUAUCUGGGUCUACCGCUGAGACUGACGUAAAUUUAAGGACACUGAAAGUCUUUUUUAUGAAAGUGUCCAUUGAAUUUCCGCCAUGCAGUUUUAAAAAGCUGGUUAGAGCUGAGUUAAAGCAUCCUUAUCAAUUUGGUCCUCUUCGCUAAAAAUCGAAUAAAAGAUCGAAUAAAAAAGCUAAAUUUUUUUAGGACGAUAUUAUGUCUGUAUAUUGUGUAUAUUUUAGUAUGUCUCAAGAACUAUGUUCUGACAAAGUCGAGGCACUUUCCUUGUUUUGAUUUUACCAUCCUUUGAGAUAAAUGAGGCUUUGAGUGUCACGCAAUAUAAUAAGAGAAGGGGCUUGAGUUUCUGUCACGCUGAACACUGUGGAAAAUUAACUUUUCCAGGGGAUGGGGGUAGUGUUUGAGGAGACUGUAUGAUUAAGAUAUACAGUACUUUACGGGUAAAAAUAACAAAAACGCUUAAAGCUGUAUGGUUUCGCUUACAUCAAGCUCGAGAGUUCAUCAUUAACACCAAAAAAUAAAAAUCACGAAUUCA